Carcharodon carcharias (great white shark) is the source of this 861-nucleotide messenger RNA. Its product is annotated as amine sulfotransferase-like. The transcript is spliced from 6 exons. Gene Ontology annotation, molecular function: sulfotransferase activity. Bases 1 to 861 code for a protein of 286 amino acids. Lineage: Eukaryota; Metazoa; Chordata; Chondrichthyes; Lamniformes; Lamnidae. The record is from RefSeq and is a predicted model, not a curated record. Gene Ontology annotation, cellular component: cytoplasm. Gene Ontology annotation, biological process: sulfation.
AUGGAUAACAACAAAGAAACCAAGCAAUCAUUUGAGUAUUUUCAACACAAUGGCAUCACAUUCAUUUCAUCGAUUCACUCAAUUGAACAACUUGAAUGGUUGAAAGAUUUCGAAAUGGAUCCAGAUCUUCCACUCAUCGUGACUUAUCCCAAAUCUGGAACUUUUUGGAUGCAGCAGAUUGCAAGUCAGAUUUUAAGCAGUGGCAAUGAUGCUAACAGAAAAGGCAAGAACCUUUAUCAUAAAGCCCCAUGGAUAGAGUAUGUUGGAUUCAAGCCAGGUUGGACUGACUAUCAGCUGUUGACAACACACUUGAACUACCACAUGGCUCCAAAUUGUGUGAAGAAUAAAAUGAUCAAGAUCAUUUAUGUUGCCAGAAAUCCCAAGGAUGUGAUUGUGUCAUCAUACCACUUUCACAAAUACAGUCAUUUCUUGAAGAAACCGAAGGAUUUUCAGGACUUUCUGGAGCAAUUUGUUGAAGGAAAUGUGUUUUAUGGAUCAUGGUUUCACCAUAUCAGAGACUGGUACAGCCGUAAAGAUGAACUCAACAUCUUGUUUGUGACAUAUGAGGAUAUGAAGAAAGAUCUCAGGAGAGUGAUAGAAAAAAUUGCAUCUUUUCUGAAUAAAAAGCUGGAUGGAGAAACCUUGGAGUCAAUUUUGGAACAAUGCACUUUUAAGUAUAUGAAGGAAAACCCUGAAACAAACUACCAUGAAGCAUCAGGGAUGUUCGAUGCUGACAAAGGCUCUUUUUAUAGGAAGGGGAUUACUGGAGACUGGAAGAAUCACUUUCUUGUGUCUCAGAAUGAGUGGUUUGAUUCCAUCUACAAGGAGAGGAUGGCAGACUUCCCAGUGACGUUUGACUAA